Puccinia graminis f. sp. tritici CRL 75-36-700-3 is the source of this 678-nucleotide messenger RNA. RefSeq lists its product as uncharacterized. The transcript is spliced from 3 exons. The record is from RefSeq and is a predicted model, not a curated record. Bases 1 to 678 code for a protein of 225 amino acids. Lineage: Eukaryota; Fungi; Basidiomycota; Pucciniomycetes; Pucciniales; Pucciniaceae.
AUGCGAGGCGAACUUCGUGACCCGACUGGUACUGGCGCUGGGGUCUGGGCUGAAGUCAAGAUCGACAAAAUGCUACACUUUAAUCUGAAUUCGUCUCAAUCUGACGAUGGCCUCAUCCGAGCCCAACUGACUGUCAAGAAUAACUCGCGUCGAACGCUGUCCGGAGGAGUCAACGCCAAGAUCUGCCGGAAGCUCGUCUUGCCACAGGACACAACAUCUUCAACCGAUCCCUCACGAAUCCAAGUCGUUCGUAAUUGCACCUUUCGAGGGAUCGAUUACGAGUUUCCGUCAGCCUCAGGCCAGGCCAAGACGGUCAAGCUCGUCUGUCAACUGCCUAGCCCUACUGAAGAUGACAUCAACCAUGCAGACCACAAUUCGGCAUGCAUCAGUGUCAGAGGCGUCAAACUUUUUUCAGUAGAUAUGUUCUUGAGGGUCGAACUGGAGCUAGGCGCAUUAUCUAAUGAUCUCAUCGUCGAUCUUCCCCUCUACGUCACACAUGCAUCCUCACUUCCCAAGGAACUUCUUAUUCGCAAUGCCCCUAUGACCAUUGAACACGUGCCUUCUACUAACGCCAUGUCGAUCACUCAUCUCACAAAACCUGAUUCUUCAUCUGGACGAGUCAGCCGCAACACCUCCCGCUCGUCCUCUCCCCACCCCCCAUCCUUGCAACCUGGGUAA